This is a messenger RNA of Gracilinanus agilis (Agile Gracile Mouse Opossum), 285 nucleotides long. RefSeq names its product sodium channel protein type 5 subunit alpha-like. Gene Ontology annotation, cellular component: axon; plasma membrane; voltage-gated sodium channel complex. The record is from RefSeq and is a predicted model, not a curated record. The annotation marks the transcript as partial. NCBI's taxonomy places the organism in Eukaryota, Metazoa, Chordata, Mammalia, Didelphimorphia, Didelphidae. The transcript is spliced from 2 exons. Gene Ontology annotation, molecular function: voltage-gated sodium channel activity involved in cardiac muscle cell action potential. Gene Ontology annotation, biological process: AV node cell action potential; neuronal action potential; membrane depolarization during action potential.
CAGCAGAGACACGAGGAGGACACCUACUCGGAGGGCAGCACGGCGGACAUGACCAACACGGCCGACCUCCUGGACAAGAUCGCCGACCUCGGGGAGGACGUCAAGGACCCCGAGGACUGCUUCACGGAGGGCUGUGUCCGGCGCUGCCCCUGCUGCACGGUGGACACGUCGCGGGUGCCGGGCAAGGUGUGGUGGCGGCUCCGUAAGACGUGCUACCGCAUCGUGGAGCACAGCUGGUUCGAGACGUUCAUCAUCUUCAUGAUCCUGCUGAGCAGCGGCGCCCUG